AGUGAUUGUUCAAAGUACACUACAUACGUAUCUAGUUAGCGAGUAUACAUGUCGUAUGUCAACACUCGUUCCCGGAUACAGUGGCAGAAAGAAUGGGGAAGAAAGAUGCCUGUGCUUCAAGGUUGCCGGUCGAUCAGUACCGUAAACAGAUCGGAAAACAAGAUUACAAGAAAACCAAAUCUGCUCUAAGAGCGACGAGAUUAAAGGCGGAGGCGAAGCGGAGUGCUCCGGGAAUUCGGGACACCAUCCUGGUCAUCGUCGCCGUCCUUGUCUUCCUGCUCAGCGUGUACGCCUUCUUCUACCUCAACCUGAGCACCGAACUGGAUCUGGACGUGGACGUGGACUAGAGGGGCCCGCUUCCUGGUGAGGCCCUGCCGGGGAGGGACAGCGUGGGCGCCGGGGGGUGGAAGACCCCGCCCCCCCCCCCCCACCGACUCCUUCUCCUUCACACCGCUUCGCUCUGCGCUGCUUGUAUUCCACAUUCCAAGGUGUUCCCAUGAUGCUCCACACUGCGUAGCGGGAGCAUCUGCGAGCGUCUGCUUUAAAACGUGAGACCGCUCUGUCAGUGCGUGAGAGACACUGGACGUAUUGCCUUGCUAAGGAUGGCCCUUGGGAGAUUAUCACGCCUCUAUAAACUUCUGCUUCAAGCCUUUCUGUUGUUGCUGUAAUCAUUUUCCCUUUGUGUGGAAUUGUGUCUUUUUUGGU
Molecule: messenger RNA, 705 nt
Organism: Megalops cyprinoides (Indo-Pacific tarpon)
Lineage: Eukaryota; Metazoa; Chordata; Actinopteri; Elopiformes; Megalopidae
Gene: triqk
Product: triple QxxK/R motif containing
Exons: 4
Coding region: 93-347 (84 amino acids)
Cellular component (GO): endoplasmic reticulum membrane
Source: RefSeq, a predicted model, not a curated record